GGGGCCCCGCUGGGUCCAAACCUGGACCACAGGCAAACAGAGUUAAUCUUGCAGUAUUACAGGCAGUGCAUGUGAGAUUUUAUUUUUAUUAAUUACCUGUGAUGCGUCCAAGCUUUCCCUUUAGGUUGGCGCCCACAUACCCAGCCAGGUGAGCCCCCAAACUGACCCCAAUGAGAUGAAGUGAGCUCAACGAGGCUCCUUCCUCCUAAGGACACAUUCCAUCUUGAGCUCCCAUUUGCUGCCAUGUCCACGUGAAGGCUCACCUGCAUGCUCAAGAUGAACCCUGUCAGGUUGUAGGCCGCCUCCCUGGUGUAGCUAACGGCGGUGAUGUAGUUGAGAUUAGCGGCCCCCCGGUUCCAGUCCACCACAAUCACGUUCAUGUCCUCCUGCUUUGCCAGCAGGCGCACGAGGUGGUCGAUCCAGAUUGGCGGCGCCCCAGUGGGGCGGUAGCCGUGGACGAUGAAGGCGGUGGGACGGGAGAGGUUGAAGAGCGGCUGCGAAGGGAAGAGGUGGUGAUGGAGUUCGCGGCCGCAGUCCAGGUUGGAGCGCGUGUAGAGGAGCAGGCGCACGUACAGGCUGGUGCCCAUGAAGCAGUGGGACAGGUUCAGGUCGGUGAAGUUGUCGCAGGGAUCAUCAGCACCCGAUUCCUCCCAGCCUAGACCAGGCAUGUGGAGAGCGAGACUUACAAGUCGGGUAUGCAGUAUCAAUUCUUUAUUAUUGUCAAUUUGUUCCAGGUAAAUUUCUGUACAGUAGGAUUCCUUAUUGAUAAAUUACCAGGAAAUAUUUUUGUAAUGUGAACAAAGGAAACCUGUUCACAACAUUUUUUUUGCAGUAUUUUCGCUCUUGAGACUUGAACUAACAGGUGUAGAAUCACCUUUUACACUUGUAUUACCCAAUGAAGAAGCUACAAUGCUCAGGUGUGAGUGGUGGCGGACAGGAAGUUUCGGUUUAGCUUGUGAAUAGCGGGCAUCUGUUGCAGUACAUUCAUUUUAUAGCUCAGUGAGUUCCAUAGUUUUAUCCCACGUAUUGAUAUGUUAAUUAAAUACAAAUAGAAUCGACAAACAUUACUACAUGAUGAAAAAAAACAAACAAUCCAAAGUCCCGGUCUCGAGUACGUUUUAUGGGACACUGGAGGUACUCGGGUGCGACACUGCCCUCAAUCGGAUCAGCCUGCUAUUAAAAACACCUCAUCCUUCGACGCAAGAGGUGAUUAGUGUAGUCAAUCAAAGCAGGAGGGUGGGACCACUGCAUGGAGAUGGAAGUAAUUAACGCCAUUACUGUUACUACUUCACUAAGAAUUUAGAUUGCAUAUUCUGGGAAUGUUUUUCGGAUUUGCUAUUUAAGUCGUGGUGCAAAAAAUUGCCAUCUUACCUUGGCAGAGCACGAGGACUCCCAGCAGACCCAGGUGUCUGCAGGACAGCAUCCUUCCGAGUUUCUCAGGGAAUGACAGCGAGCGGCGUUCCUGGGAAGAUCGGGCUGAGCCUGUUGGUUAAGAAGGCAGGGAAGGCUCCUUGUGGGAGGAGCUAAAAGUAAGAGUAGGAGUCGGCUAAUCAUAUGGCUUAUUUUGCACACCAGUAACACCAUGUCCAAGCAUGCCUCUGCUGGUAGCUGGAGGUACGACAUGAGGCGUUUUUUUCGGGUUUGGUUUAGGCCUAUCAAACUAAGGGUCCUUGUGGUCCACAAAAGAUGUCCGCGAAGUAAAGGGAGAACUCGCCUGGUGGUCCCGCAAUGAUUUCCAUCCCAGAUUAGUGACUGUGAGGGUUAUUAAUAGCUUCCAAAGGCGGCCCUGCCCUCUAGAAUCGGCACCGACACAUAUAAUUUAGCUUGCUGCAUGCUGGGAGUACUUCAAAGCUGCUGGCAUUGUGAGAUCCGCGUGAAGUCAACACACUGGGACACUCUCAAGUCUUCACCAUCUUGAGGACUUGAGGUCCAGAACUUGUGGACAGCCAGAUAACGGAUCAGGGAAAAGGUCACAAUGUUCUGGCUGCCAAAGAGCUUAUUAGUUGAAGCAACCCCACGUCACAUACACAAACGUCAGUCACAUGACUUGGCAAAGAUAGGAGAUUAGAACAUGAGACGUGGGUCUGAUCUUAUUUUGAAUGGAAACUUAAUUGAUCUGCAGAUGAUUGACAGUCUGCAGCAGCUUCUGGCUCUUUUAAAAUAAAAGGCACUCAGGUUAGUUUAAAAAAAAAACAACCAAACAUAUAGAUUAUUUUACACUUGUGGUUCCUUAACAGUACUGCUGUUGCCGAUGGUGUCCAUUAGUUCUGUAGGUAGCAAGACGACCAGGACAUUGGUGCUGCUUGAGGCUGAGGCUGCAGGUAUCUCAGGUGGAGCGCCACGAGACGGAGAUUGGACGCCGCCUCCUUUAAAGCCUCAGACGCCUUCGCUUCCCCUUCGGCUGCUAUCAUCUUGGACACAACAUGAAAAACGUUACUUUCAACUACCGGUACAUGUUCCCGUCACGUCCACCAUGACUUGAAAUAGGUCACAUGACCUUCACUUGAACCUAUAGCGGCUCAGCCUUCACACAGAUGGCGAUGUCAGGUCAGAGUGGGCCGGCAGACCCAACAACAUCAAUCUGUCCAGGCGGCAACAGACCGACAGAUUGUGGUGCACUACUAAAAGACCAGACUUCUUUUCUGGUACCUUGGCUCUCGUUCCUUCCUGGAAGCUGCAGCCUCUGAGGCCAGACAACACUGGAGACCGGCAGGGAAGCUCAGGUUCGUCACAGCGACCCGCUCCACCUGGACACCCCAGCAGCACUCAGCACCAUCUGCAGGAGAAGACAGAUGGACGUGACGACAAGCUUGAAGUCUCUUCUACUCGCCAUACAGCAAUAUGGAGAAGGCAGGAGCGCUCACAAUGCUGCACAGCUCCUUAAACAAGUGGAGGAGAUUUCUUCCCUCAAAUGCGAGCAGCUGCUGUCCUCAGGCCAGCUUUUACCCACCGAGUGUGUUCGCAGCCUGGUGGAGCUGACGGGGAACCCAAACACAUGCCCCACCUUGGCGAGUGCCAUCAUCUCCCUGCUGGCUCAGCUUGCUUGCGAUGAUGACAGCAGAAGGAUACUUCACAGUAGCUUCAACCUCACCAGCAUCAUGGCAUCCGUCAUACAUCGGCACAGCGCCACGCCAGAAGAUCCUCUGGUACUUCAGAGUCUACAGUUGCUGCAGAAGCUGACCUACAGCACCCGUGUGUUCCCGUCCACCAGCUACAUUCACGAGCUCAUCGGCUUCCUCAUGACCAACAUCCACUCCCAAAAUGACGACAUCACCAUGCCGUGCCUCGGCCUGAUGGCCAACCUGUGUCGGGACAACCCCACGGUGCAGAGUCACAUCAAGUCACUGGAUAACAUCAAGCCCUUUUAUCGAACGCUCAUCAACUUUCUGGCUCACAACAGCCUCACUGUGGUGGUCUUCACAUUGUCCAUUCUGGCCAGCCUCACUCUCAACGAGAAGGUUGGAGAAAAGCUGUUUGAUGCCAAGAACAUCCACCAGACCUUCCAGCUGGUCUUCAACAUCAUUGUGAACGGAGACGGCACUCUCACUCGGAAGUACUCUGUGGACCUUUUGGUUGAUCUCUUGCAGAACCCUAAAAUUGCAGAUUAUCUCACCCGGUAUCAGCACUUCUCAGCAUGUGUGUCUCAGGUUUUAGGACUGCUGCAGUUAAAGGAUUCUGACUCUGCGGCCAAGGUUUUGGAUCUGCUCCUCGCCAUGUGUGGCGUCUCGGGCCUGCGACCGCUGCUGUGCCAGGUCCUGUUCAAGCCAGCCGCCCCCAAACUCAGGGCGACGGGUCGUAGGCAGGCGGCGGCGCUUGGAGGAGAACCCAUGGCGGAGCCGGGGCUGGCACUGGUGCAAUGGCUGAGCUUGCCUGUGAAGGGCGCCGAGGGUUGCUCGCUUAAGGCUCUGCAGCUGUUGAAGGACCUGCUGGAGGAGGCACUGGGAGCCGCCUCCGUGUCCGAUGGCGUGCGCAGCUUCGUGGAAAUGCUCCUUCCCGUCCUGCUUGGCUUCGUCAAAGAUGCGGACCCCGCCCACAGAGACGCUCCCCUGAGACAACACUGCGAGCGCAUCACUCAUGUCAACGACGUGCUGCUCGUCAUGUGCGCCGAGGACGCCACGCGGGCUCUGGUGUCCAAGCAGGUGAGCGCUCAGCUCUGCCUCUCGCAGGUGGAAAUGCUUCUUGCCGGUUGUCAUAGCAACAACCCUCCCGGCUCGGACAACAACCUCAGUCAGGUCUGUGCCGAGGCUCUGCUGAAGACGUUGGAGUUGAUGAGCAAACUGAGGCAGCAGGUGAAGGACAUGGAGACCAGCUUCUAUCGCACACUUCAGGACCAGAGGAUAGCCACACCCCUCUCUCAGGCCCUGACCUCUCAUCACAGGGAGCACGUGCAGACCGGCCUCGCUCUCUUAUUAGAGGCCACGGCCCUCCCGGACUUUCCGUCCCUGGUUCUUGGGGAAAGUAUCGCCGCCCACAAUGCUUACCGCCAAAGGGAGGCUGACUUGUCUGUCAAGCGCAUCGCAGUGCAGGACAUCCCUGCUCCUUCUGCUCUUCCUUCUUCUCGCAUCAACACCAGUGGCCUGGAGGUGUCCAGCGCAUCCAGUAGUGGCGUCCACAGCCUGGUGGACAAGCUCCACAGUGGCUUGGAGCUGCAGGAGCAGGCGAAGGACGGCCAUGUGUCUGACAUCAUUGACGUUUAUGAACAGAAGCUCGCUACCCUCGCUUCGAAGGAGAGUCGCCUCCAGGACCUGCUGGAGGCGAAAGCUGUGGCGCUGUCUCAGGCUGACCGCCUCAUCUCUCAGUAUCACUUCCAGCGAGCUCAGGCCGAGGCUGAGGCUCGUAAGCUGGCCAGUCUGCUGAAGGAGGCGGAGCGGCGGCGAGAGGAGCUGCAGGGCGAGCUGGGCGGCCAGCUGGAGGAGGUGAAACGCUCCAAGGCCGACAUGGAGGAGCUGCUGCAGCACAACGCGCGACUGCAACACGACUCAGAGGAGCAUCAGGCCCUCAAAGGAAGCUACAACACCCUGCUCAACAGGUUUAACGAGAGCGAGCGGGUCCUGAGAGAGCUUCAGGCGGCUCACAGCAGCCUCGUCAAACAGCUCGACACGCUGAGGAAGACCCACGAAGCACUGCAGCAGCAGCACGACAGGACGGCGUCAUUGCUGCAGGAGAAGGAGAAGGAGAUGACGUCGUUGCGUUCAGAUCUGCAGCUGAAGGAGGAUGACAUCGAAGGUUUGCGAGGUGAGCUGCGGGCACACGGUGAGAAAGCCAGGGUCAAGGAGCAGGAGAGGAGGGAGAUGGAGGAGAUGUUGGACGUUCUUAGGAAGGAACUCAACAAGACGGAGCAAGCCAGAAAGGAUGCUAGCAUCAAGGCGUCGUCUCUGGAGCUUCAGAAGAGUCACCUGGAAGGCAAACUGAAGCAGAAGGAGGACGAGCUAAGUAAGCACUCCGCCAUGAUCGCCAUGAUCCACAGUCUGAGCAGCGGCAAGAUGAAAAGCGAUGUCAACCUCUCGCUGUGAGACGCACAACACCACCACAAUGGAAAAAUGACAUCAACUUUAUUUUAAACAUCACAUGAUGAUUUCUUUAAAACUGCUUUUUUUUUCUAUGUUUCUAUUUAAAGAACAUGUCUUGUAUCUUUUAGUAUUUGGUCAAUAAAUGUUGAUAAAUGUG
This is a messenger RNA of Doryrhamphus excisus (bluestripe pipefish), 5667 nucleotides long. Lineage: Eukaryota; Metazoa; Chordata; Actinopteri; Syngnathiformes; Syngnathidae. The record is from RefSeq and is a predicted model, not a curated record.